AAAUCGGAGCAGUUGAGAGCAGACCUUCAUGCCGAGCUGUGAAAAGCUCUCAGGUCCACUCUGGACGCUGAUCCAUGAAGCAGCAGCAGCAGCAGCAGCAGCAGCAGUAGCAGCAGCAGCGAAGGUGGACGAGCCCACUGACAGGACAAGCUUUCACUUCUUCUGUAGAACACAUAGCUGCAUUUUGUCCGCUGUAAGCAUGGUGGUGUGAGUGUCUUUGUACGCAUGUCAUUCUGUGUGUGGUUUUGUGUGCCUGUCGUCGGACUCUCGUGACUGUAUUGAGAAGAUACAAGUAAAAAGUGAUGAUUGAGCUGGGCCUCGCUGACGGCAGCCUGAUCGAUGAGUUGAUGGAGCUGACGGCUCAGAGCCUCAGUCACCGGGAGAUCCAGGAGCAUUUCAAUGUCGUCAAGGAGAUCGGCAGAGGGAAAUACGGCAAAGUACUGCUUGUGACACAUCGAUUCAGGGGGACUCCCAUGGCCUUGAAAGUGAUGCCCAAAGCCUCGACUAAGCUGCAGGGCUUUCUGCGAGAGUACUGCAUCUCCUUACACCUGUCCUGCCACCCCUGCAUCGUGGGCCUCUUUGGCAUCGCCUUCCAGUCUAAUGAGCACUACUGCUUUGCCCAGGAGCUUGUCAUUGGCAGGGACCUGUUUGCUGUCAUCCAACCAAAGGUCGGUAUUCCAGAAUCUUCAGUCAAACGUUGCGUCCUGCAGAUCGCCAGUGCUUUGGAGUUCAUCCACAGCCAUGGCUUGGUCCACCGUGAUGUCAAGCCUGAAAACAUUCUCCUGCUGGACAAUCAUUGCUGCCAGGUCAAGCUGGCAGACUUUGGUCUGGCCCAGAAGAGAGGCACCCUCAUACAAUUCAUCACAGGUACUCUGCCCUACAUGGCCCCGGAGCUUUGUACCAUGGCCCUGCUGGAGGGCCAGAAAGAGGCGACUGCUCCUCCACUCAGCGUUGAGCCAAGCCUGGACACCUGGGCCUUUGGCGUGCUUAUCUUCUGUAUUCUUACGGGCUAUUUCCCCUGGGAGCGCUGUAUGGACUCAGACGACUUCUACCAGGAGUUUGCUGACUGGUGCAGAAUGGAGGAGAGAUCUAAUGAUGAGGAGGACAUUCCUCCUCUGUGGAAAAAGUUCACUUCAGAAGCCAUGGAGAUGUUUGGUAAGCUCCUGGCUUUGGAUGCAGGAAACCGGUGUACAGUCGGGGAGGUGAGGGCAUAUGUGGAGAAGGACUGGCUUAAGAAAGCACAUGGGAACGGGCAGCAGAAGACGAAGAAAGAAGAAGAAAAAGACAGCAUAUCCGAAAAUACUCCAGGGCAUAGUUGGGUAGAGGAGCGUCCUUCAGCUUAGGGACUUGUGGACUGUAUUCCUGUAUAAUAUUUAGCUCCCUUAUGAUUUAACAGCAUCUGAAACUAUGGGCUCUAUCUUUAUCAUCCAAGCACAUUGUACAAAGCUCUUGAUGCUCUUUUUUACGGGGGGUGGACAUAACGUCAUGAGGUCAAGGAAAGGUGCAAAGGAGGACUCAAAGGACUUAGGAAAAGCCGACAGCGGUGCUCGGAUUUAAUCGUUUACGUUCGUGCAUGAAGCAUCACGUUACAUAUUGCUGCUGCAAUGAAUUGUGGGGCAUCUAUUUCUCCUUUCCUUUCAAAUAGGAAAGUCCAGUCUACCAUAUGCUGAAGGAGAUAGUAAAGGUUGUAGGAAAGCACCUUUCCUAAACAUUAAGAGAAUCCCAACAGCUCUUAUCAUGGCUGACGAUGAAAUACUUCAGGAUCCUUUCAAGAUUUAGGCAACUUCCUAAGCAAAGUUUAGUUUAAUGGCAGAAAAAAUGGUAACAGCGCCAGACGCAUUAUUCAAUAGGUAUGUACGUAGUUAAUUAAUCAUUGGUGUAUUUUAGGCAUAACAUGCAAUAAACCAAUCAGAGUGCAUCUCCCAUUGCAGCUGCAGGGAGAUGCACUCUGACCUGGAGAAUUUCCAAGGAGUAGGAGAUAAUGCUUCUUUGCAGAGGAAACUGUUUCCCUUUAUGCAUAAGCAGACCGUCAGUUGGUGUAACAAGCACUUGUGUUGCACACCCACCUAUGUAGGCACAUAUUAUUGUCUUGAUAAUUUGCCUUAAACUAACAGUGAAAUACUGCGCAAAUGACUCAAGAUCAGAUUUUUUUGUUGGUCAAAAGCACAAUCAUUUUCGUCUGCCUUUAGAAAUGAUCCAACAAGAAGUAUUAAUUUUAAGACCAACAUGCCCAUGAGUGGUCAGAUGGGUGCAAGUGAAGUUGCUAUUCAAACAACUUGGCACUUGGAUAAAAAAAGGACAACAGCGUUGAUCUGAAACUAGCAAAGACACUUACGUUUGUACAAUGUUUACAUUAUCCUGAUCAGGGGCACAUUGUGACCACACUAGUGUCCCCGUUAAAGAUCAUUUAACAGAGACGUCCUGUUAGAGGAACUGUUCAGCCAUACCAUACACUACUACAACUGCAACAUGUCUCAUUUACAGUAAUUCCAGUUGGCAACAUCUGUUACAUUUUUGUCUAUCCCCUUUUGUCCUGUCUGUCUCUACCAUCAGUUGUCUAAUAAAGCCCAAAGACUCCAUGGAGGGUGUGUGUCUUCACAGGGGAUGAGGUCUGUCAUGACUGAACAAAUAGUCAGUAAAGUGGAACUAUAUUGCUGCACGAAUGUGCUAAGUCUAAGAAUAGACUUAGUAAAAAACAGUUCCGACCAUGUAUCUCACACAGUUCACGUGUGUUGUAUCCUUGUUCAGAACAUUGUAUAUAUGAUGACAAGCAUGUACUGUAGAAGGUACAUUAAAAAAAGGCAUGCAUCCAUCCACUCAAUGGAUACUGGUCUGUCGUAGCCACUCUCCCGGGCAGAUAUAUCAUAUUAUCCUCUUUGAAAUUAGAUCCAUGGCCUGAGUCCGAUCUCUGCCUCACUUCACUGACCAUAAUCAACCUCUUUACCCUUGACUAUCUGCUGCAGCUGGUUCUCCACUGAUGGAUGUCUUUGGCUGGGGUGCACAGGAGGCCACAGGUGCAUACAGCCUCUGAGGAGGGCAACUUGGCACGAGGUCUGGACAUGCAUGCCCCCCCCCAUCAUGCUUUACAGCAUAUUUAGGGCAUUACACUACACCAGGGUCAUCUUUACCCUGACCUCUGGUCCUGAUUUCACAUCCAGGUCUGUCAUACAUAUGCUAAUACAGCCAAGGAAAAUCCAACCACAAAGCCUUUGUUGGCAGUCACACACAAACUAUCUGUGCUGCGCUGAAAGAAAUAACAGACCCUGUGUUCAAAAAGAUUAUAAUAAUGCUUUGCAUACCUACCCUGUGUCAACAGCUAGUAUAUUAAUCUCAUGGACUUUUAAAGUCUGGCCUUAUAUGCAGAAAAAAAUAACAUUUUAUUAGGUUUUCAGUGCAUGGCUACCGCGGUGUUAUGGGCGUGCCUGAUGGGCCUGGGA
This is a messenger RNA of Scophthalmus maximus (turbot), 3437 nucleotides long. RefSeq names its product serine/threonine-protein kinase SBK1. The record is from RefSeq and is a predicted model, not a curated record. Gene Ontology annotation, molecular function: ATP binding; protein serine/threonine kinase activity. Gene Ontology annotation, biological process: peptidyl-threonine phosphorylation; peptidyl-serine phosphorylation. The transcript is spliced from 4 exons. Lineage: Eukaryota; Metazoa; Chordata; Actinopteri; Pleuronectiformes; Scophthalmidae. The coding region runs from base 303 to 1343 and encodes 346 amino acids.